AUGACAUGUUUUCCAGAAGAUAUUAUGUACUGUACCAUAUGCCAAUGUGAUGUUCCUCUAAGGUGUUGGCACUGUGACAUAUGCAAUGUUUGCAUAUUGACUAGAGAUCAUCACUGCACUUUCAGCACGACAUGUGUUGGUCAUUAUAACAGACGUUAUUUCUUAUGGUUUUUGCUGUAUUUAUCUGCAGCCAGUUUUUACGAGAUAAUUUUGAUUGGUUAUUAUACAUACUGUAAAGUGACAAUUAAAUUUUCAGACUUAGUGGUUUUAGUGCCAUUUCAAUCAAUUAUAACUGGCUUUCACUUAACAGUAGGUCAAAUUUUUGUAGUUUUACUGACGUUGAAUCUAAUAGCUGUAACAAUGUCGUCAUUGUUAUUAAUUUAUCAUCUAGAUAAGGUACGCAAAGGUCUCGUAUCCCAUGAAAAACAAGAGAGUAGUUAUGAUUUUGGCUUAAUGCGAAAUUUGGAAACUGUGUUUGGGGAAAAAUGGUAUAUAACAUGGAUUUCCCCAUUCAUCAUAUCCAAAUUACCCUACAAUGGAAUUGAUUGGCAAAGUCAUGUUGAUCAGUAUAAAACAAAAUAA
Molecule: messenger RNA, 582 nt
Organism: Macrosiphum euphorbiae (potato aphid)
Lineage: Eukaryota; Metazoa; Arthropoda; Insecta; Hemiptera; Aphididae
Source: the annotation of a GenBank genome assembly